AUGAUCAAAACAUUUACCCAAGCAUCAAGAUUACAUCAAACAUCCUUGGUUUCCGCAGCCCCACCAGCUGGUAAAGGUACAAGAGUAAAUGUAUGGAAAGCCGAUCCUUUCGUUAAAUCAAUCGGUAUCAGAGCGCUUUACUUUCCAGGAUCCGAUAUCACUACCGGUCCAACCGAUUCAUUGUUAACCACCAGUUCAACUUCUGGACCAAUUGCUCCAGAUGCAAAUGGUGAUAUCCUAUUGGAUUUUAUUGAAGACAAAUCUCAAAAUCCGCCACCAUCACCUCAACAAGUCAAAUUUGAUGUUGUGCACACUUUCUCUGUUGUCAAAUAUACGUACAGUUUACUCAAAGGUGAUAUCGAGUAUCUUGAUGGCAAACCACCAAUUCUUCCUAGACCAUGGGGAAACAAAAAAUUAGUAAUACACCCACAUGCUGGAAUCGAUGCUAACGCAUAUUAUAGUAGAGAGGAGGGAGUGUUGAAAUUCUUCUAUGAACGAAGACCAGGACAAACUCCAAUAUAUCUUUGUCGAUCACUUGAUGUUGUGGCUCAUGAGACAGGUCACGCCUUCCUUGAUAUAAUACAACCGGGUUGGUUGGCUGAUGGUCAGACCGGAGCUCUUCACGAAGCGUUCGGUGAUUUGUGUUCAAUGUUUGUCAUUAUUUCAAUGCCAGAUUUGGUAGAUAAUUUGAUCACUCUUACAAAAUCAAAUCUCAGAGACACUAAUAAUUUCUUAUCAGCUGUUGGUGAAGAAUUUGGCGAGUAUUUGUACAAGAAUAAGGGCAAAGGUUUAAGAAACUUAAUAAAUGAUAUAAGAGGUUCGACAGCUGAAAAAAAAUCAGACAUUCCCAAGUUUACUCAAAUACAUAGUGAAACAUCAGAAACUUUAAAACAUUCCCUUUCCUCGUUUAACGCCACAGUAACAGAACUUGAAAACCUUCAAUCCACAAGAUUGGAAUUGGGUGAUUGGCUGGCAUCCCAAUUCGAAAUAUUUGAUAAUGGACAUUUUGCAAAACAAUUGGUCGAAAAGUCUCCACAAAAAGCACUUGUACCUUACACUCAACUUAUGCAACUUGCACAUAAGAUUAAAUAUAAAAAUGAACAAGUGGGUUACUCAAUAAAAAAUUUAGAUGCUUUUUUGCAACAAAAUGUUGAUGCUUUAUGGGAUGAUAUGAAGAGUAGAUUAUCAAAAAAAUUUCAACAAACACUUGAUUCACUUAACUGGCCUACUCCAAUAUAUUUAUCUGAUAAUUCAAUCACCUCUGAUAAUUUAUCAGCAUUUAUCAAUGCUUUUAUGGAUUUACUUAUAUUACAACAACCAAUUGAGUCGAUGACUGAUCCAAAGUAUUUAGAGCCAGGCUCUUCUUCUUCUAAAGAAAACAGCAACAGUACCAAUAAUAAAUAUGAAAUCUGGGAAAUUUAG
Messenger RNA from Entrophospora sp. SA101, 1422 nucleotides. Lineage: Eukaryota; Fungi; Glomeromycota; Glomeromycetes; Entrophosporales; Entrophosporaceae. The record is from the annotation of a GenBank genome assembly.